Molecule: messenger RNA, 1816 nt
Organism: Tribolium madens (black flour beetle)
Lineage: Eukaryota; Metazoa; Arthropoda; Insecta; Coleoptera; Tenebrionidae
Gene: CCT4
Product: T-complex protein 1 subunit delta
Exons: 8
Coding region: 128-1732 (534 amino acids)
Biological process (GO): protein folding
Cellular component (GO): chaperonin-containing T-complex
Molecular function (GO): ATP-dependent protein folding chaperone; ATP hydrolysis activity; ATP binding
Source: RefSeq, a predicted model, not a curated record
AAUUUCAUGCUGUCAAAAAUUAUACAAAAUAAACUGUCAUUUCUUGAAAAAUAUAACCGAAGAAAAAUCUUCAAUCAUCUGUUAAUUUACAGUUUGUAGUGGCUUCUUUUGAUUUUAUUCGAAUAAAAUGACGAUUCAGGCAUCGAUGGGUGAUGGAAAUAAAGGGCGAGGCGUCGUAUACAAGGACAAAAGUAAGCCAAGUGAUGUCCGUCUCAGCAACAUAAAUGCGGCAAAAGCUGUCUGCGAUGCCAUUCGCACGAGUUUGGGGCCAAGAGGCAUGGACAAAAUGAUUCAGGCGAGUAACGGUGAAGUCACCAUCACCAACGAUGGGGCCACGAUUUUGAAACAAAUGAACGUCAUACAUCCGGCUGCUAAAAUGUUGGUUGAGUUGUCACGUGCUCAGGAUGUUGAAGCCGGCGAUGGUACCACAACUGUUGUUGUAAUAGCGGGGGCUUUACUCGAUACUGCUGAAAAAUUAUUAGCCCGAGGGAUUCACCCAACUGCAAUUUCUGAAUCGUUUCAACGAGCUGCCAAAUACGCCGUUGAAAUUUUAACAAGUAUUUCAAAGCCAAUUUCGUUGGAUAAUCGCGAACAAAUGGUUAAGAGUGCGUCAACUUCAUUGAAUUCGAAGGUUGUUUCACAACAAUCAAGUCUAUUGGCCCCUUUAGCCGUAGAUGCGGUUUUAAAAGUAGUGGAACCAGGUCAUGAACAAGUCGUUUCUUUAUCAGAUAUCAAGGUAAUUAAACAAAUUGGUGGCACGGUUGAAGAUACCGAAUUGAUAGAUGGUCUUGUUUUUCCUCAAAAAGUUGCAAAUGUCAAUGGUCCUAAACGUAUCGAGAAAGCCAAAAUUGGUUUUAUUCAAUUUUGUAUUUCUGCACCAAAAACAGACAUGGAUCAUAAUGUCAUUGUUUCGGAUUAUGCUGCCAUGGAUAGAGUCCUUAAGGAAGAAAGAACUUAUAUUUUGAAUAUUGUGAAACAGAUCAAGAAGGCUGGAUGUAAUGUCCUUUUGAUUCAAAAGUCGAUUCUUCGUGAUGCCGUUUCCGAUCUUGCUCUUCAUUUCCUCGACAAAAUCAAAUGCAUGGUCAUCAAAGAUAUUGAACGUGAAGAUGUCGAAUUUGUGUGUAAAUCUCUUGGUUGUCGUCCCAUUGCCUCCCUUGAUCAUUUUAUCGCUGAAAAUCUCGUUUCGGCCGAAUUGGUUGAAGAGAUCGGCGUCGGUGGUAGUCGCAUGGUGAAAAUUACCGGUGCUCAAAAUGCCGGUAAAACAGUUACCCUUUUGGUUCGUGGCUCGAAUAAAUUGGUACUUGAAGAGGCAGAAAGAUCAUUGCAUGAUGCAUUGUGCGUUAUACGUUGUUUGGUACGAAAAGGAGCUAUUGUAGCAGGCGGUGGUGCACCCGAGAUUGAAUUGGCAUUGAAAUUGGCGGCUUUGGCCGAUACGAAAGACGGCAUUGAUGCUAUUUGUUUAAGAGCGUUUGCAAAUGCUUUGGAGAUUAUUCCGUUUACGUUGGCGGAAAAUGCAGGAUUGAAUCCGAUUCAAACGGUGACUGAAUUGAGGAAUCGACAUGCUAAAGGGGAAAUUUCGGCGGGGAUUAAUGUGAGAAAGGGGGCGAUUUCGGAUAUUUUGGAGGAGAAUGUGGUGCAGCCGUUGUUGGUCAGCGUCAGUGCGAUUACGUUUGCUACCGAAACGGUUAGGUCAAUUUUGAAAAUUGAUGAUAUUGUGAACACGAUGACAUAGAUCUUUUCUAACUUUUUAGUGUUUAUUAACAUGUCACAAGCUAUUAAUAUGUAGUAUUAUAAUAAUAAUUCUCACUUCGCUUAA